AUGAGGAAGUCCUUCAUUGAACGCAUCUUCCCGCACCCACCACGAAGUCCAAGCUCGCUUCCUCAGUACGAAGAUGACCUCUCGGUCUCGUCGUCUCGAUCUGACGUGCCUCGCCCUCGCAUUCGCCUGCAGGAUGCAGUAACUCCAUCGUCAUCGCCUGAUCGGAGACAGAAUGAACCGAUCUCUCCGACCUCCCAAGGAUCUCAGAAACUAAGCUCGUCCUUGGUGCGCCACAAUGAUCCCUUCCUCCCAGUCGAGAGAGCCGCCAAAUCCCUCGAGCGGACAUUCCAAAACCUCCUCGAUGCGCAGUCAGAAGGGCUCAGUGCUAGCAGCAUUGCGAGCGCGGAGGCGGAGGCGGAGGCGGAGGACUCGUCGUCCGUAGGAAGCCCCACGCCCACUCCAUCUAUUCUCUCGACGUCUACAAAGACAGGGGCAGGAACAGGUCCACGAACAAUACCCAUCCGCCAACCCAAGCCCAAAAAGAUUACACUCAAAGGCGCGCGGCGCGGCCUAGAAAAGUCCAUGAAGGAAUUUGCCGCUCUCAGGGAGUGGGAAUUGUCCCUCAUCGACCGAGAAGUUGUGGCCAGAGAUAACGGCCUGAAACAGGCUUCUGAUCUGGGAAAUCGAAGAAAACUCCUCGAGGAUGAAAUACAAAGGAUUAAAACGGAAGCAGGCCCGGUCGGCUUGCGCUCUGAAAUCCAAGCGGUGGAGCUGGAGAUCCAACACUUGGAGACAGCGUUGCUGGAACUCAGAUCCAAGCACAGAAUCCUGGUCACCCAGCUCCGCGAGACCGAGAGCUCGAGAGAUUCCGAGUUGAGCUCGUACAGGGAAUCGCUGGCUCUGAGCGAGAACCAGGUCAAAUCUUUUCUGCGCAGACCACCGAUCCAGCAGAGUCUGACUUCGGAACAAGAUCCGGGCAGCAUGUACGCCUUGAAGCCGGAGAGGCGGACGCUGCAGAUGGCACAGGAGCAGUGGACGAGCGAAGUGGAGAUGCUGGCGCAGAGAAAGGCGAGCGCGGAGAGUGAGAGGAACGCACUGGAAGAGGGUGCACGACUUUGGCGCGAUGUUGUAAGGCGGAUUGGUGAGUUUGAGAGGGACUUGAAGGCGCAGACGCGAGAGCUAUCUCAGUCGCACCUCCAAUCACCCUCCGCGAACGGAACAGAUGGCGACGGUGUUGCAGCAGCAACUGCUCAUGAUACGUCCAUCCACUUGAUGGUGACAAAACUGUCCGCGUUGAUUUCAUCUCUCGAGGGGGAUCUCGACGUGGCCGAAUCCAAGAGCUGGAAUCUCCUCACAUGCGCGAUUGGUGCCGAGCUCGCGGCUUUCCAGCAGGCGCGGGAUCUGCUCCAGCGGACCGCCAACACAUCAUCCACGACAACCAAUGGUGACUACGUCAAUGGAAGUCCGUCUGCACACGACAAAGAUCCACAAAGUCAAGAUUAUCCCCCCGAUCUGCUCAGGGGUAACUUGCUUCUUCAGACCAGCAGAUCACGGAGCCCAGGCGAAAGCAGCAAUCAGAGUCUAGAAGACACAUUACGCCAAUUCGGCAAUGCGCUCGACAAAGGGAAGCAAAAGGGAGAGGAUGAUCCUAAUCACCGAAGCCUUGAACUUGAUCGUCUAGGCGCUUCCGGGAAAUCUAGGUCACAGCCUCGUGCUCCUCCGUCCUCUUCUGCUAUGGACGAUGCUCUUGGUGGAGGGAUUGAUCAUGUUGUCCCGAACUCAACACCGAUGCCGAUGACGAACGUUGUUCGACCAAAGCCUCCAGACCGGACGAUGACUUCGGAAAGCGAGGAUGACGAGCCUGGGCCGGAGUUUCUCCUUUCUCAUGCUUGA
Messenger RNA from Fonsecaea multimorphosa CBS 102226, 1833 nucleotides. RefSeq lists its product as uncharacterized. Bases 1 to 1833 code for a protein of 610 amino acids. The transcript has a single exon. The record is from RefSeq and is a predicted model, not a curated record. Lineage: Eukaryota; Fungi; Ascomycota; Eurotiomycetes; Chaetothyriales; Herpotrichiellaceae.